ACACGAAGCUGUUGAACUUGAGUGGGUAUAAAUACUGGAAAGUUUGCUUGAAAAGGGCACAGUUGUGAAACUAGUCUGUUUUGGAUAUCUGUCCACCAUUAUAAUACAGAAUGAACUCCGUAAAAUUCACUUUAGCCUCCUUGUGUACCCUCUUGGUAGUGUCUGACGUCAUUGCUUCCGGCUAUGGUGCUGGUGGAAACAGCGGAUGGAGCAGUAGAUUCACAGGUGGAUACGGAGCAGGCGGGAUGGGAUCAGGCAGUAUUAAUGGUGGGGGAGGUUUAGGGGGCAAUAACAUGCUUGGAGGUGGGGCUGGUAUUGGUGGAGGAAACAUGUUUGGAAGAGGGGGAGCCGGUAUCGGUGGUGGGAAUUUAAUUGGUGGAGGUGGCAUCGGAGGUGGUAGAAAAAUGGGCGGUGGAAUGCUUGGCGGAGGAGGUGCUAUUGGAGGCGGAGGUAUAAUCGGGGGUGGAGGUAUCGGGGGAGGCGGUAUUAUCGGAGGAGGAGGUAUCGGCGGCGGAGGUAUUAUCGGGGGUGGAGCUAUCGGAGGAGGCGGUAUUAUCGGAGGAGGAGCUAUUGGUGGCGGUGGUAUAAUUGGAGGUGGUAACCUCGGUGGCAGCGGAGGAAAAAUGGGAGCUGGCAUUCUUAAUGGUGGUGGACUCGGUGGCAAUAUGAUCGGAAAUGGCGGUCUGGGAGGCGGUAUGAUCGGAAAUGGCGGACUCGGGGGCGGUAUGAUUGGAAAUGGUGGACUGGGAGGCGGUUCAUUGAACGGAAACGGUGGCAUUGGUGGUGGAUCUAUGCUUGGAGGCGGAAAGUUUGGUGGUGGAAUGGGAAAUGGAGGUUUCGGAGGACUCGGAGGUGGAAUCAUGAAUAAUGGUGGACUAAAUGGAAGUGGUGGAAACUGGAGGCGGUGGUUUAGGAGGCGGUACAUCGGAGGCGGAGGCUUAGGGGGCGGUACAUAUUGGAGGCGGUGGUUUAAGGAGGCGUUGUUAACAUCGGAGGUGGUGGAUUACGGGGCGGUACAUUGGGAGGGGUUGGUGAAUGGUGGCUUUGGUAUGGGAGGUCUUGGUGGAUCAGGAG
This is a messenger RNA of Ruditapes philippinarum (Manila clam), 1074 nucleotides long. RefSeq lists its product as uncharacterized. Lineage: Eukaryota; Metazoa; Mollusca; Bivalvia; Venerida; Veneridae. The annotation marks the transcript as partial. The record is from RefSeq and is a predicted model, not a curated record. The transcript is spliced from 7 exons.